Messenger RNA from Pangasianodon hypophthalmus (striped catfish), 2661 nucleotides. It is a transcript of the gene c10h8orf74, whose product is annotated as chromosome 10 C8orf74 homolog. The transcript is spliced from 4 exons. NCBI's taxonomy places the organism in Eukaryota, Metazoa, Chordata, Actinopteri, Siluriformes, Pangasiidae. Bases 210 to 1049 code for a protein of 279 amino acids. The record is from RefSeq and is a predicted model, not a curated record.
GACAAUAGCACUGAGAUUUCAGGAAAACGUUCUCUGAAGCAUUUUACACAUGAUCAUCCUGUUGAGAUGGGAAGUGUGUAGCUGGUGUGAUUGCUCAGUAAACACAACGCCUAUGCAGUCCUAUAGUCAAAGGAGUCACGUGACGAGGCGACGGUUGUGCGCGUGUCUCCUUAGUAACAAGCGUUCUCCUAACAACAGCAGCCGCCGCAAUGGACGCGUUAAAGACGGCGAUACAGGAGGCAGCGAGGCUCAAGAGGGAUGAAGGCAUAGUGCGCCUGAGCAGCUGUUUUCAGUGGAGAGACUUUGAAGGCGACGACCAGAGGCAGUAUAUACACCAAGAAUUUGUGUAUGAGAAUGUGAUGUACUCGGUACAGCGUGGGCUUCCAUGGGCUGCAGUGGCCCAAAUAGCAAAUCUGAGUAAAGAGCUCCUCCCUGAGCUUAGAGGUUUAGAGAGAUCCGAAGCACUGUCUUUGAUCCAGACACGGCUAUCCCAGUGUGAUCAACGACUGCCUCGCUCUCAUCACGCCACCGUGUAUGACUUCAUGGUGCAGACCUACAUCCAUCAUCAGUGCCUCUAUCAAGCUUUUUUAAAGGAAGAGGUGAAACCUAAGUGCAUGCACUCCCACCUUGAGAUUCAGGUUCCACCACAUCCCCUACCACUAUCUGAGGGAACAGAUUUGGGAGUCUGGGAGAAGCAGCAGGCUUUGAAAGAACUAAUGGCAGCCGAGACAGUGAAGCUUGCAGAAAUCCACAAACUCAAAGAACAGGCUGAGGCACAGAUAAUGGAGAAGUCGCAAGUCAUUCUCAGUAACCUUUCCCUGGAGGACAGACUAGACAAACAGGCAUUGGAAAGCAUGGUUCACUCCUUUCUGCAGUCGGAAGUAGACAUGGUAAAGGAGAUUUUAAUGAAGGAAAUCAGAGCUGUACAAGAGCUGCUGGAAAUAAGACUGAGUCAAACAGCUCUACAAGGAGCAGGACGCCCUUCAGAUGCAUCAGGCUUCUCACAAAAAGACUGUACGUCUGGCUCCACUAAAAAGAAAAAGAAAUGAGGGUAACAAGAUGGUUUAUCAUCAUUUAAAAAAAUUUAUCCUGGGAAUCAUUAAUUCAUUUAUUUGUUCAUAUUCUUUGACCGCAUUAUCCUGGUCAGGGUCAUGGUGGAAUCCGGAGCCUAUCUUGGAAAGACUGGGCGUGAGGAGGGAAUACACCCUAGAUGGGGCGUCAUCCCAUUGCAGGGCACCACACACACUCAUUCACUCCUAGGGGCAAUUUUAGCGUAGUCAGUCAUCCUACCACCUGUUUUUGGGAGGUGGAGAGGAAACCCACAUGUACCCAAGAGAACAGAAACUCCACAGACAGUAACUAGAGAUCAGAAUCAAACUAGGGAGCCUGGAUCUGUGAGGCAGCAAUGCUAACCCCUGCGUCCAUACUGGGAAUCGAACAUACAGUUUUAAAUACUGACAUUAAAUCUUACUUUAAUUACACAGAACUGUCUUUGUACAGUGCUCUAUUUUACAUAAGUGUUUGCAAGUACUCUAACAGAAAAUGAGUUCCUCAGUGUUUUUUUUUUUUUUAAUGGUUAGGGCUUCUAGCUUUAUACAGACAUUUUACAUUGAUUCAUCCUGGGAUGAAGUGAAGAACCCUUCAGGGUGCUAGAUGGAAGAGGGUACUAAGCAAAAGUACUUAAUAUGUAGUGUGGAUAAAAAAGAGCAGAUAAACUGCUUUACACAAUGCAUUAAUCCAUCAACGUGGAGAAACUAUCCAUAAUAUACCAACAAUAUAUUCAUAACACAAUACACAUGUUGUGUGGAUAAUGGGGAAAAAAGAGCAUUACAGACAUUACAGUCAUUAAUUACAAUACGUAAUAUUACCUACAAAACAAAAUAUACUCACAAGUAUAGGUCAUCAAAGAGUUGUAAGUGCAAAGAAGUGCAAAACUAAAUGUAAAAGCGCUUUUGAUAAAGCGCAAAGUUGUCAUAUAGUCUUUCACUGAAUAGCACCAGAGUCUUACUGGUUGUUCCCAUGAACAAUACUACACUUCUUUGUCCAGAAGAGCACAUCAGAUCUAAUAUAAAGCAUCAAAACAAUUACACUAUCAAAGAAGUACAUUAAAGCUAGCACCACAAAAACAAAAUGACAGCAAAAUGAUAUGCAAAAUGUCAAGUAACAGAAAAUGUCAAGUAUUCUAGGAUAUUUUGCAUUUAAAAAAAUGUUAUACAGUAGCUAAGGCCAAUGUGAGGCAUCCCUGUACGGUUUUAAAACAAAACUUACCAUGUGACCUUAGUUUGUUAACAGAAAUAAAUUACAAACAUGAGAAAAUAUACAGUAACAUAUUUUCCUUUUGACCCCAACAUCCAGACUAGGAAUGUGUGUUAUUUGGAAACCCAGUUCACUUCCUUAUAUCUCAUCACCACCACACCCAGAAAAAGGCUUAUUACACAGUCAUUUGAGACACAUAAGAACAAAACAGGAUUUGAAAAAAAAACAAACAAACCAAAAAAAAACAUUAUGCCUAUAAAAAACUCAAUAAAAUGGUCAAUAUCUGGAAGCAUACUGAUGUGACAAUGCAUAUGAGUGUGUAAACUGGAAAUACUGUUUGUCCCCAGUGUAUGAAUGGAUGACUUGUCUUUAUCAUCUGUUACAAAUAUAGGAGUUGUUUGUCAA